Cololabis saira (Pacific saury) is the source of this 3136-nucleotide messenger RNA. RefSeq names its product TBC1 domain family, member 5 (gene tbc1d5). The transcript has 23 exons. The record is from RefSeq and is a predicted model, not a curated record. Gene Ontology annotation, biological process: activation of GTPase activity. Lineage: Eukaryota; Metazoa; Chordata; Actinopteri; Beloniformes; Belonidae. The coding region runs from base 163 to 2766 and encodes 867 amino acids. Gene Ontology annotation, molecular function: GTPase activator activity.
CGCAUAUCCGCCUGAUCCGCUACUGUUUACAAACCUGCAGACGUCCGACAGCACAAUGAGGACUCUUUCAUGAACUAGACAGAAAUAUCCUUUUCUUCUGGGACUCAACUGAGGAGGAUCACAAGGCUGUGACAUCUCUUCAGAUCCAGCUGGGUCACAGUCAUGCAGCACCCCAAUUUUGAGACUCGUCACCCGCUCCAGACUGAUGAGCAGCAGGAGACCGGCUUUGAUCCGCUCCACAAUUUCAACAAGAAUCGCAGCAGAGGAUCUCUGGACAGCAGCCCUUUCCCACAGCCGCAGUCAACCUUCUUCACAUACAGGAAAGAAUGGGAUGACUUGUUCCUCAACAGUAAUUAUCUGGCCAGGAUCCGGCAGGCAGGCAUCAACGGUCGGCUGAGAAGCAGCCGCUUUCGGAGCGUUUGUUGGAAGUUGUACCUGGAGGCUUUGCCAGAAGAUAAGGGCCAGUGGAUCAACAAGACCAAGGAGCUGCGGGCCCAGUAUGAGAAGAUCAAAGAGAUGCACAUCACGAACCCGCGGAAGGCUGCAGGCCAGCAGGACCUGGGGGUCAACAAUCCUCUGUCCCAGGAUGAAGGGAGCCUGUGGAACAAGUUCUUCCAGGAUAAAGAGCUGAAGGGGAUGAUCAAGCAGGACGUGUUUAGAACAUUCCCCGAGAUCCGUUACUUUCAGGACGAGGACGUGAGGACCAAGCUGACGGACAUUCUCUUCUGUUAUGCCAGAGAAAAUGAGCAAUUACUGUAUAAACAGGGGAUGCACGAGUUGCUGGCCCCCAUUGUAUUUGUGUUGCACUGUGACCAUCAAGCCUUCCAGCAUGCCAGUGAGACAACCAGCCCCAGUGAGGACAUGAAAUGUAUGUUGAACCCAGUUUACCUUGAACAUGAUGCCUAUGCCAUGUUCUCACAGCUGAUGGAGACGGCAGAGCCGUGGUUCUCCAGCUUUGAGAGGGAAGUGAGGAGGGGUAAGGAAGAGAUGCUCACCAGCAUCCCCUUCGCUCGGCCCCAGGAUUCAGGGCCAUCUGUUGCCAUAGUGACCAAAGUCAACCGUGUCCAGGACCAGGUGGUGAAGAAGCAUGACGUAGAAUUGCAUAUGCACCUCAACCGGCUGGAGAUCGCCCCCCAAAUCUACGGCAUCCGGUGGGUUCGCCUGCUCUUCGGUCGGGAGUUUCCUCUUCAGGAUCUUCUCGUAGUGUGGGAUGCGUUAUUCGCUGACAGCAUCACUUUGGACCUGGUGGACUACGUCUUUGUAGCCAUGCUCCUCUACAUUCGAGACGCUUUAAUCGCGAGUAACUUCCAGACCUGCUUGGGCUUGCUAAUGCACUACCCUCCAGUAGGGGACAUCAAUGCUUUGCUGCAAAAGGCUCUUUUCCUCCGAGAUCCCAAAAACAAUCCUCGCCCCGUGAAUUACCAGUUCCAGCAGAACCUGGAUUACUACAAAACAAGAGGAGCUGACCUGAUGAACAAGACACGGUCUGGUACCAAACCCGCUCCCCUCAACAUCAACAAGGUCUCCAGCAGCCUGUUGAGCUUUGGCAGGAAGCUCAUCGCUCCGGCCAUGUCGUCCAGCGGCGUUAACCCCAUCAACAGUGAAGUGCACUCAUCCCCGCCCACCUUCUCGUCACUGUCUCCUCCCCCGGCACCUGCGCCCACUUUUCAACACCCACUGGCUGAGCCUCCUGCUCCCACGCAGAUGCAGGAUAAGGCCCAGACCCAGCACUACCGCCUGCUCAAGUCCGAGAGCAUGCCCGUCCACCUCGGCAAAGAUGGAAUUUCAGGUGCAGUGUCUCAUGGCUCUCUUCCAGCACAGACUCAUACUGACACACAAGGCCAAAGCUCAAGGACGGUCAGCUCCUCCCCCAGCAUCGAGAGUCUCCCUGGGGGGAGAGGUCCAGCCACCUCCUCCCCACCUCUGACUCUCUCCAAAGACGGUGAUGUCAGCACCUCGUCUCCUCCCCUCUCCGCCACCAAGAAAGACUCUUUCUUUGCCAUCACACGCUCUCGCUCCCAUAGUAAGACUAUGGGCAAGAAAGAGACGGAGGAGGACCUUGAAGCCCAAGUCUCUUUCCUUCAAGGCCAGAUUAACGACCUGGAGGCCAUGAGCAAGUACUGCGCCAAGAUGAUGAAUACACACAUCUGUAAAAUCCAAGAAGUGAUUCUCCAAGAACACCUGGAGAAAGAGGAUGAAGUGUUGGUGUCCCUGGCUGGACUCAAGCAGAUCAAAGACAUCCUAAAGGGGGCGCUGCGCUUCAACCAGAGCCAGCUGGAGGCCGAGGAGAACGAAGAGAUCACCAUCGCCGAUGAUCACUACACCUCCACAGCGGCGGCCGAAACUGCUCUGAACGCCAUCAAUCACCUCAGCCAGCGCCGGCAAGAGGCCGACGCCAGACGGAGCGGAGACUCUGAUCUGGAUGGGAGCACAGACGAGAAAGAAGAGGAACCAGUGACGACAUCACCUGAGCAACAGGUGGCAUCAUCUCUGGGCUCGGAGGGUAAGAACUGGGACGACUACAUCCUUGUGUCUCAGGAGGGAGACCUGCAGGCCGAUGGCGGAGGAGGAAGAAAGGGCACGUCAGAGCUCACUCCUCCGAUCAGACGAGGGCGCGGCAUGGUGCGAAUAGAACCUGAAGGUGGACCUGGGACUUUUCACGACCCCCUGAUGGCCGGCACGCCCUCCGGCUCCUCCAGCCCAGACGAGGGCUCCACCCACAGCAAGGACUCUGACUUUACCAUCGUUAACCCCAAUGACCUGUGAAUGAGCCGAGCGCCCUCUCCUCUCACAUCGGCUCCGUUUCUUAUGCCAUACGUGGGGUGUGAUAAACGAAAACAGACUUGGCGUCGAAAAUUGGGACGAGCAGCUUUUGGUGAUGCGCAACUCUAACUGCUGUCAACUUCCAAAACUUGCACAUGUGGACUGUGAACCUUUGAGUCACAUAUACCUUCUACUCUGUCUCCUUAACUGUAACCUGUGACGCCUCUGUCCUCUGAGGUGAUGCUGUAUGCUGACUCAUCUAACUUAUGCCUCUCAUCAUUUUGCUGGGUCAUGGGAAGCAUCUAACCCCCAACUUUUAUUCGUGUUCCUCGUAGUUCCCUUGCUCUCCAGAGCAGAAGUCAUUGAAACUGCU